AAAAAAAGGGCACCCAACUUUGGAAGGUUGUACGUAAUCCGACUGCCAUCUCUCUGGCCCAAUUCUCCGGCCGGUAGGGCCAUGGAGUUAUUGGAAAAUUGCGGCCAUAUGGCGCAUGCAAUGACGCUCUCCCAUGGCCACUGCCAAAUUUUCAUAUGGAAACCUCUACCAUAAACACACUACUACUCAAACCCAAGCCCAAACUCAUCUCUUCUGCCUCAUGAUCAUUUCACUUGCGCCAGUUUGCAGCCAUUAAUGCUGGAAUUGAUUCCAGAAUCUGGAACCCAAUAGGAGGAAACUAAAUUAAUUCUUCCAACUAGCGUGGCUGUGCUUUGAAAUCCGCAUAAAACGACAUAUUGUGUCAUCUUGUGUUUUAGGGAGGAGAAGAAACUUCCAUUUCUUUCUGUUUUGUUCAAAAAUGGGGGACGAAAAUCGGGAGAGGUUAUUGAAGGAAGAGGAUUAUUACUACGAGAAUUGUCCUGGAUGCAAGAUGGAACAAUACAAUCAACUGCACCGUGGUUUUCCUUUCCGCCAACUUCUUAUGGUUUCGCUUAUUGUUCUAAUUACGGGAUUGCCGAUAUCAUCAUUUUUCCCGUUUCUGUACUUCAUGGUUCGGGAUUUUAAUAUUGCAGAAAAUGUAGAAGAUAUCGGAUUCUAUGCUGGAUUUAUCGGAGCUUCUUUCAUGGUUGGUAGAGCAUUAACAUCUGUUUUCUGGGGAAUAGUGGCUGAUCGCUAUGGUCGAAAACCUGUUAUUCUUUUUGGAACUUUUAUCGUGUUUACAUUCAACAUCCUAUUUGGCCUUAGUUUAAAUUACUGGAUGGCUAUUAUCACCAGGUUUCUUCUUGGAAGUUUGAAUGGCAUACUUGGACCAAUAAAGGCAUAUGCAAGUGAAAGUGUUAAUGAAGAGUAUCAAUCCAUCGCAAUGUCGACUAUUAGUACAUCAUGGGGAAUCGCAUUGAUAGUAGGCCCGGCUAUAGGAGGGUUUCUUGCUCAGCCAGUAGAGAAAUUUCCUGGCAUUUUCUCCAGUGAGGGUUUGUUUGGGAGAUUUCCUUACUUCCUGCCCUGUCUUUGUACAUCACUCCUUGCACUAAUUACAGGAAUAAUCUCUCUUUGGCUUCCGGAAUCACUGCACAUGCACGAUAAAAAUGUUCCAUCACAUUCUGUAUCAUAUGAAGCCUUGGAAGAUCGACCUGGUGAUUGUAAUGGGAAUGAAUCAACACUAACAAACGAAAGUAAAGAACUGCCUUCGAAGCCAAGUCUCUUCAGGAAUUGGGAGUUAAUGUCAUCAAUCAUUGUUUAUUGUAUGUUCUCACUUCAUGAUAUGGCUUACGUGGAGAUAUUUUCACUCUGGACUGUCAGUUCUCGUACGCUUGGUGGUCUGAGCUUUACAUCUGGAGAUGUUGGAGAAGUACUCGCCAUCACAGGUUUCAGCCUCCUUGUGUUUCAAUCUGCUUUAUACCCAUAUGUGGAGAGGAUAUUUGGACCCAUAAUGGUAUCUCGUGUUUCUGGAAUAUUGUCAAUCCCCCUGCUGGCAAUGUAUCCCUUGUUAUCCCUGUUUUCAGGAGCUGUCCUUCACAUCAUCGUAACUCUUGCAUCAAUCUUGAAGAAUCUUCUCUCUGUUUCCAUUAUAACUGGAAUGUUCAUCAUACAAAAUAGAGCCGUGGAUCAACAUCAAAGAGGGGCUGCUAAUGGCAUUGCUUUGACAGGAAUGUCUAUUUGCAAGGCAAUUGGUCCAGCUGCAGGUGGUGCAUUACUCUCUUGGUCACAGAAGCGUCUAAAUGCUGCUUUUCUCCCAGGUCCCCACAUGCUUUUCUUCAUACUAAAUGUGAUAGAAGCAAUUGCAGUGGUGAUGACAUUCAGACCGUUUCUUGUUCCACGUCGAAACUAGACCGAAGUUAAACCACAAUGUUUGAUCAAACAACUGUAUCAAAAUCUCGACUCUUUUUUUUUGUCGAUCCGUCAUCAACAAUUUACAGAAUUAAGGACCUACAAACUCCUUAUACCUUCUUCCUAACCAAACGAAGUAUCAUAUCAAAAUCCUUUAAGCUUUCAGAGCUCAUAUGAUCAAUGUAUACUAGUUGAAUUUCUCCAAUGUUUCAAGUUGAUUUUAGUUAUAUGUAACAUCAAAACCUAUUGUUGUAUACUUCACUUAUUAAUUACCACAUUAUUAUAAGUUGAUCCAUAGGCUUUAUCAUUCAAAUUUU
Molecule: messenger RNA, 2204 nt
Organism: Cucumis sativus (cucumber)
Lineage: Eukaryota; Viridiplantae; Streptophyta; Magnoliopsida; Cucurbitales; Cucurbitaceae
Product: protein ZINC INDUCED FACILITATOR-LIKE 1
Exons: 17
Coding region: 419-1888 (489 amino acids)
Biological process (GO): regulation of stomatal closure; transmembrane transport
Cellular component (GO): plasma membrane; plant-type vacuole membrane
Molecular function (GO): solute:potassium antiporter activity
Source: RefSeq, a predicted model, not a curated record